AUGAAGAAGCUCCUGAGUGCUGCCGCCCUGUCGCUGGCCAUCAGCGACGUCUCGGCCCACUACAUCUUCCAGCAGCUCGCCAUCAACGGCAACAAAUAUCCUGUCUACAAGUACAUCCGCAAGAACACCAACCUUAACCAUCCAGUCAUCGACCUCGACUCCAAUGACCUGAGGUGCAACGUUGGUGCGAGCGGCGCGGACACCGAGACCAUCACUGUCCGGGCUGGUGACACUUUCACUUUCUAUACCGACACCCCUGUCUAUCACCAGGGCCCGAUCUCGGUAUACAUGUCUAAGGCUCCUGGGAAGGCCUCAGACUACGACGGCAGCGGUGGCUGGUUUAAGAUCAAGGAUUGGGGCCCGACCUUCAACGGCGGUUCUGCAACCUGGCCUCUGACUGACAACUACUCGGGCACCAUCCCUUCCUGCAUCCCCGACGGUGACUACCUGUUGCGCAUCCAGUCCUUAGGCAUCCACAACCCCUGGCCUGCGGGCAUUCCCCAGUUCUAUAUCUCCUGUGCUCAAAUCACCGUGACAGGCGGCGGCAACGGCACUCCUGGUCCCCAGGUUCUUAUUCCAGGAGCCUUCAAGGAAACCGAUCCCGGCUAUACCGUCAACAUCUACACCAACUUCAAGAACUACACCGUCCCCGGCCCGGAAAUCUUCUCCUGCAACUACAACGGCCCGGUCCCGUCCUCUCCCAGCAACCCCUCCAACCCGAGCAACCCAACCACCAGCUCAAACAGCCCCAACUUGCCUGUGACUACAACCCUGAUCACGUCGACGACCAAGUCCCCGGUCACCACGACGACGAGCAGUACCCGGCCGGUCUGCACGCCUGUUGCAAAGUGGGGCCAGUGCGGCGGCAUUGGGUACACGGGUUGCACUGAAUGCGCGGGGUCGACUUGCACGAAGAUUAAUGACUGGUAUCAUCAGUGCAUCUAA
Thermochaetoides thermophila DSM 1495 is the source of this 945-nucleotide messenger RNA. Its product is annotated as putative cellulose binding protein. The record is from RefSeq and is a predicted model, not a curated record. Lineage: Eukaryota; Fungi; Ascomycota; Sordariomycetes; Sordariales; Chaetomiaceae. Gene Ontology annotation, biological process: carbohydrate metabolic process. Gene Ontology annotation, cellular component: extracellular region. Bases 1 to 945 code for a protein of 314 amino acids. Gene Ontology annotation, molecular function: cellulose binding. The transcript has 5 exons.